This is a messenger RNA of Parastagonospora nodorum SN15, 1755 nucleotides long. RefSeq lists its product as hypothetical. Gene Ontology annotation, biological process: transmembrane transport. Gene Ontology annotation, molecular function: transmembrane transporter activity. The coding region runs from base 1 to 1755 and encodes 584 amino acids. The transcript is spliced from 3 exons. Lineage: Eukaryota; Fungi; Ascomycota; Dothideomycetes; Pleosporales; Phaeosphaeriaceae. The record is from RefSeq and is a predicted model, not a curated record.
AUGGAGUCAGUCAGUCAAGCGCAGGCCAAUUAUGCGAUUGGUGAAGAACCAAAGAGGGAUAUGAGCGCCGUCGACAUCGACGAAGAAGAGGCGAUUCGCAAAGUCGAGGCUGCGAAUACUCCGGAGCUCGGUGCUCAAAGUGGUGUCAGGAAUGUCGAAGCCGUGACUCUGACAUGGACGAAGAAAUCGCUGGCUUGCGCCUUCGUAUGCAUGUGGUUCCUCUACCUCACCAACGCCUUCCAAUCCUCCAUAACCAACACCCUCACCCCCUACGUAACUUCCAACUUCUCGCAACACUCCCUCCUCACCGUCGUUACCAUCGUCUCCAACUCUCUAGCUGCAGCAGUCUACAUCCCCACCGCAAAACUGCUCGAUCUCUGGGGCCGCGCUGAGGGCUUCGCAGUCAUGGUGUGCUUCGCCACUCUCGGGUUGAUUAUCAUGGCCGCCUCGACGUCUCUUGCCGCAUACUGCGCCGCGCAGGUGUUUUAUACCAUUGGCUUUGGCGGCAUGAUUUACUGCAUCGAUGUUAUCACCGCGGAUUCGUCGAGUUUGAAACAUCGGGGUUUAGCGUUUGCGUUUACGAGUUCGCCGUAUAUCAUCACGGCGUUUGCGGGACCGAAGGCGGCGGAGGGAUUUUAUGAGAACAUUAAUUGGAGGUGGGGGUUUGGGACGUUUGCAAUUAUCGUGCCGGUUGUUGCGGCGCCGUUGUUCAUCAUUCUCAAGCUGAACUUGCGCAAGGCGAAGAGGGAGGGUGUGCUUGUCCGUGAAGCAAGUCAACGGACUCUGGUGCAGAGUGUUGUUUUCCACAUACGUGAGUUCGAUGUACCUGGCGCCUUUCUCCUCGCCUCUGGCCUCGUGAUCUUUCUCCUUCCCUUCACGUUGGCCGACUCGGCACCCAGUGGCUGGUCAACGGGCUACAUAAUCGCCAUGCUCGUUGUGGGCUUUGUCCUGCUUAUCCUCUUCGGCCUACACGAACGCUACACCGCGUCCACGCCCUUCCUUCCCUUCAAUCUCUUAACCAGCCGAACUGUCCUGGGCGCAUGCAUGCUCUCCUUCACAUACCAGAUCAGCUACUACGCAUGGUACUCAUACUGGACGUCCUUCUUGCAAGUCGUCACACACCUGAGCAUCGCAGAAGCCGGUUACGUUGCGAGCACGUUCGAUGUUCUUUCGGGCAUUUUGUUACUGUCAAUUGGGUUGGUCAUCAGCAAGACGGGAUACUUCAAGUGGCUGCUGUAUAUCGCUGUGCCAAUAUACAUACUUGGCCAAGGACUGAUGAUUUACUUCCGCCACCCGGGCACGAGCGUGGGAUAUCUUGUCAUGUGUCAGAUAUUCAUCGCUAUUGGUGGUAGUAUCAUCAUUCUUUGCGAACAGAUUGCUGUCAUGGCUGCAGCGGAUCAUCAGCAUAUCGCUACUGUUCUCGCGCUACUGAACAUCUUUGGGUGGCUGGGCGGCGCUGUAGGAAGCACGAUUUGCGGCGCUAUUUGGACCAAUUCUUUCCCGCAGGCGCUGGCGAAUCUGUUACCGGAGGAUGCCUUGGAGAUGCUGGACGAUAUUACAGGGAGUCUGGAUACGCAGUUGAGCUAUGAAGUCGGCAGCCCGACGAGGUUGGCAAUCGAAGAAGCAUAUGGUGUUGCGCAGAAGAGAAUGUUGAUUGCUGGUACGGCGAUAAUGAGCUUGUGCGUCGUGUGGGUUCUGCUCAUUCGGAACUACAACGUUAAGAAGAUGCAGCAGACGAAGGGAAGACUGUUCUAG